Messenger RNA from Adelges cooleyi (spruce gall adelgid), 1606 nucleotides. RefSeq names its product E3 ubiquitin-protein ligase TM129. Gene Ontology annotation, cellular component: membrane; endoplasmic reticulum. The record is from RefSeq and is a predicted model, not a curated record. Gene Ontology annotation, molecular function: ubiquitin protein ligase activity. Gene Ontology annotation, biological process: protein ubiquitination. The transcript has 6 exons. NCBI's taxonomy places the organism in Eukaryota, Metazoa, Arthropoda, Insecta, Hemiptera, Adelgidae. Bases 185 to 1309 code for a protein of 374 amino acids.
GACUCGGUUUGAAAACCUAAACCCGAUGGUCAUCUAAUCUGAAUGUUAUUUUACCAGGAAACUAGUUAUUCGUGACAAUAAUAAUUUUGCUGCCGAUUUUCCCCAACUCUUCUCGUAGCUAUGUUUUAUAAUAUUAUGUAGAAAACGAUCGGUUGUAUUGUCUUAGCGUUACAUCACCAGCAAUAUGUUCGAUUCGACUUCAAUGCUGAUUUACACGUUGUUCUACAUCAUAGUGUCGGCGUGUUUUGUGUUCAGGACAACUGAGUUCGUUUCUAACGGUCUGACGGUCGAAAAUCUGUUUGAAACUUACAUCGGCAAAGAGUUUGACGCUUUCGUUACGCAUCACAUCAAACGGACGGCGUUGACAGUCAUCGUACACUCAUGCAUCCCGUUCGUUUAUUUGUUAGGAACGCUGAUAGCUAAUGAUAGCGAAACCGAGUUUGUCUAUAGACAUUUUUACGAGCUGUGCUGUCUGGCUUUGCUGCCUAUUAUCUGUUGUUGCUCAGUCGUAUUCAAAUGGAUGUCCAACGAUUGGGCAAAUCACCCUUUGGCCUUGUUGUUGAAUCGAUACGACCCAGCCGAUUGGAAAUUAGUAGCAAAUGAAAUUUCUACAGAAUAUCAAUGCUUGCAAAAACUAACGUUGUCUUGCGGUACGCUCACUCGAACGAUAGUCACUAAUAAUUGGGUUAUCUCUGUUAAAUCUCAUUCGGUUUGUGUGGCCAAAAAAAUGGAAAGUUCAUUUAUGGUGUAUAGCUCUGAUGAUCAUAGCUCAACACUCGACGGCACUCCCGGCUCAGUACAAUUCAUCAACAUUCAAGUUAUACCCAUUCGAGCUCGUGUCAAAUCAUUCUUUAUAAGAAUAAAAACUGAAGAUUUCAAAACAUUGGAAGAAAAAAUUGGUCAACCUAUUCAAAUAGCUAACAAUAUUAAAUUGCAACGUUCUAGAACCGAACGCUUUAUUGAAGUGUUUCGGGAUCAAGUAUGCCAAAAUCCAGUAUAUACUAACUUUACUGCCGCUGAUUUGGAUGACUCUACGUGUGCCGGCUGCUUGGUAAACCCUCCGGAUGUGAAACUUACCAAGUGUUGCGACGAUACCGAAAUCCCUGAUAUGCCAAAUUGUACCUCUUGUCAAUGUAGACCCAUGUGGUGUGUUGAUUGCAUGGCCAAAUGGUACGAGUCGAGGCAACCGCAGAACAACCCAACAAUGUGGCUUUCGUCAAAAUGUACUUGUCCUCUGUGCCGCCGUGUAUUUUGUAUACUUGACGUUUGCCCGUUGGCUAAUACUGAAUUGGCGCAACAAACCAGUUGAUGGCUUCAUAAUAGUUUGUCAUAGCCAAUACUCAUACUGUGAUAUUAUAUAUAUAUAUAUAACUAGUAUUCUUCUUAUUAUAAUUUUUUUAAAAAUAUUUUACUUGUAACUUUGUAACGGUUUUGAACAGAUUAAGUAAUUGUUUUGCCAAAAAAACAUUUGUUAUUCUCUCAGAAACCAAAAAAAAAAGACAUUUUUUAUUCUGUGUACCUAACAUAACCUAACCAGUUAUAAUUAAUAAUAAUUAACAAAAAUGUUCAUCACAAAAUACUUUGUAAGAAAAGACUUAUUUUUUUU